Paramecium pentaurelia is the source of this 1350-nucleotide messenger RNA. The record is from the annotation of a GenBank genome assembly. Lineage: Eukaryota; Ciliophora; Oligohymenophorea; Peniculida; Parameciidae.
AUGAAAGAAAUAAUUACAAUUUAAGUUGGAUAGGGAGGAAUAUAGGUUGGAAAUGCAUGUUGGGAAUUGUUCUGUCUAGAGCAUUAGAUUUAGUCUGAUGGAUAGAUGAUCAAUCCAUAAGUUAUAGGAAUAAAUGAUGCAUUAAAAACAUUUUUUUAUGAAUCUGAUCAUUAGAAACUAGUUCCAAGAUCUAUAUUUGUGGAUUUAGAAUCUACUUAAAUAGAUUAAGUGAAAACUAGUAAAUUUAAGGCUAUGUUUAGCCAAAACUAAUUUAUUUCUGGGAAAGAGGGUGCUGCUAACAAUUUUGCAAGAGGUCAUUAUUCUAUUGGCAAAGAUUAUGGUGAUAUAUGUUUGGAAAGAAUCAGAAUGCUUGCUGAUAAUUGUUCUUCAGUUUAAGGAUUUAUGAUGUUCAAUUCAGUUGGUGGAGGGACAGGUUCUGGUUUAGGUACAUUGUUAUUUGAAAAAUUAUCAGAUGAUUAUAAUAAAAAAUCUAGAUUGAGUAUAAAUAUUUAUCCAUCACCAGAAACUUCUGUUUCUAUGGUUGAACCCUAUAAUUCUAUUUUUGCAACUUAAUCUUUAUUAGAACAUGCUGAUGUUUGUAUACCUAUGGAUAAUUAAGCAAUUUAUGAUAUAUGUAAGAAUAGUCUUGACAUUGAAACACCAAAAUAUUCUAAUUUGAAUAGGAUGAUAGCUCAAGUGAUUUCAUAAAUAACAGUAGAUAUGAGAUUUAAUGGAGCACUAUUUACUGAUAUAUCAGAAUUGCAAACUUCCCUUGUUCCCUAUCCCAUCUUCAAAUUUUUGAUUUCCUCUUAUGCUCCUAUAAUAACUCAUUUCAAGAUGGACCAUGUGUAACUUUCGACUGUUGAAAUUUCAAAACUUGCUUUUGAAACAGAAAAUAUGAUGGUGAAAUGCGAUCCAAGAUAGAGGAAAUAUAUGUCAUUAUCAAUAUUGUAUAGAGGAGAUAUCAUUCCUAAAGAUGUAAGCUAUUCAAUCUCAUAAUUAAAAACUUAAAAAACUAUUACAUUUGUUGAUUGGGUUCCGACAUGCUUUAGGGUAGGAAUUAAUCACCAAGUUCAAUAAACCUUACAAGAAGAUGAUAUAUGUAAAGUUUUACGAUCUGCAUGUAUGAUUUCAAAUACAACAGCAAUAACUUAAAUCUUUUCAAAACUAUGCCAUUAAUAUGAUUUAAUGUUUGCAUAAAAAGCCUUUGUGUAUUGGUAUCUAUAAGAGGGGAUGGAGGAAGGAGAAUUCGUAGAAGCAAGAGAAGGAUUAGCAAGCUUAUAAAAGGAUUAUGAGUAAGCAGAUUCUGAAAUAUUUGAAGAAUAUUUAAAAGAAAAAACAGAAACAUGA